CAUUGGGUGGCAGGCUGGCAGCUUUUUAAUUACUACUAGUCUUAUUUGUCUUAUGAGGUCCACCAAUAAGCGAUUCACAACUGUCAAAAGUUAAACACGCACGAUGGUUGGCACGUAUUUUGUGUCAAGAUGGUAAAAGAAGAAUAUAGAGAGGUGGUUAGUCGGUCGUAACAUGGGAUGAGAGCAACAAUAUCAAGAUUCAAGCCAACGAACAAAGAAAAAAUUUGAUCCAGUUUUUGAAACUCAUCCUCUCUUCCUCCUCUUUCUUUCAUCUCUGUGAGUUGAUAGAUAUAUAACUGCUAUUGCUCCCAAAUCCUGAGCAUCCACGGGGCAAUUGGAAACGCUCUCUCUUUAAAACUUAUUUUAAGCUCCAAUAAAAUACAAAAGUUCAUUUUAUCUAGCUAACUAGCAAGUAAUAUGAUCUACUGUAUAUAUUCAUGUCUCUCUUCCUCUUUCUCUAAGUUUCUUGUGUUUUUGCAAAGUUUUUCACUGUUGAUCAGUUUUAUUUUCCUUUCCAUAAUUGUAUUUCUGGGUUUUUGUUGUGCAGGCUUCAACUUGAGCUCAAUGCGGUCAAUGAAUGAGUUAGACAAUUCAAAGAAGUUAAUUUUGAUUCUGGCACCGCUGAAGUGAACACUGGAAAGAGAGACUUCUUAAACAUAUGCUCCAUUUUAUCUCCAUUUGGCUUCCCCUUGUCACAAUUUGGCAUCAACUACUGUUAUUGACUUUAAAAACCCAGGCUAAGAUAAUGAGAAUUCCGGAUCUUCCUCUAACUUGCUUUGCCAUGUCAUGCUCCAACAAAAUGUUAUCAGCAUUAUAUAUUUAUUGAGAAUGGAUAUCAAGCAAGCAGAGAGGAUAGUUGUUACCAAACCAGUAGCUACAAGGCCAACUUGUUCCACUUUUAGGUCCUUUUCUGAGCUCCUUGCUGGUGCAAUUGAUGACUCACCCCACGAAACCUGUUCUGAGAUUGCAGUUGCUGCCAUAAGACCAAAGACAGUGAGGUUCAAGCAAAUGGUGAGUUCUGCUCCCGGGGGUGCACUUUCUUCCCAGGCUGAGUUCUCUGGAACACUGCUAAAUUUUAAUUCAAAUCAUGAAGCGUCUAAGUUGGACACAAAAGCUACUAUGGUAUAUAAACCACAAGCUAAGUUUGUGUCAAAGACGACUGUUUCUCUCUUGGCAAAUAUGGGCAACUUCAAUAGCAGUUAUCAACAGAGGCUAUCAUCAGUGGAGACUCAUGUUCCAUGCCCAAACAAAGAUAUACAGAUUAAUGUCCCAUCCCAGCUAGGCAAAACCCUUCAGAUUGCAUCGCAUACCGAAAAUGAUCAGUCAAUUGAACCCCAGAAAAUAGCACUGCAGAACCUAGAGGAGGUUCCAAAUCCUCCUCCUCAUGCACCAAAUGGGGAUCGACCAUCUUAUGAUGGUUAUAACUGGAGAAAGUAUGGGCAAAAGCAAGUCAAAGGAAGUGAAUAUCCAAGAAGUUACUAUAAAUGCACCCACCCAAAUUGUCCUGUGAAAAAGAAGGUCGAAAGAUCAUUUGAUGGACAGAUCGCAGAAAUUGUCUAUAAGGGUGAACACAACCAUUCAAAGCCUCGGCCCCCAAAGCGCAACUCAUCAGCAACACAUGGUUUAGUACCUCUAUCGGAUCCUUCUGCUCAUGAGACAAAUGAUACAUCGUGGUGUAAUCUCGCGGAUGAAAGAAAUGAAGAUUCUGAAGUUAGAGUAAAAAAUCAAUAUGUGGAGGGAUUAUCUACCUCAGCUUGUCAGAACAUAGCUUUAUUAUCUUCUAAUCCUGUUGUAACUGGAAGAAUUAAUACUGGUGCUGGAACUUCUGACAAUUCUUGUGGAGUUAGUGCGGAUUGUGAUGAAGGAAGCAAAGGACUGGAUGGAGAGGAUGAUGAAUCUAGAAGCAAAAGAAGGAAAAGUGAGAAUCAAUUCAAUGAAGGAGGUGUAUCAGGGGAAGAUAUACGAGACCCCCACAUUGCAGUACAAAGUUCCAUGGAUUAUGAAACUCUGGGGGAUGGUUUCCGCUGGAGAAAAUAUGGGCAGAAGGUUGUAAAGGGGAACCCGUAUCCCAGAAGUUAUUAUAGAUGUACCAGUCUCAGCUGCAACGUGCGUAAGCAUGUGGAAAGGGCAUCGGAUGAUCCAAGGGCUUUUAUUACGACAUAUGAAGGAAAACAUAACCAUGAGAUGCCUAUCAAGAAUACGAAUUUGGUGCCCUCAGAAUCAGAUUCACAGGCCACUACUAGUUGAGACUUGAGAGAAAGGAAACCUAAUCAACCUGGCAUUUGAUCAUCACAAACAAGCAAAAAUCAACAGCAGCUGCAUCAUAAUAACUGAGUACUCUGAAGUCUGAAAUGAGAGUUUAUUUGUGGGUAAUGAGUUAUAUAACUUAUAUCAUAUUUCAUCUACGUCUUUCCUUCUAUUCCAAGUACCAUGUUCUGUUUCUCGUUUGAUUACUUUUCUGCUUUGUGUAGUUAUGUUAUCUUUGGAGAAGUUGUAUACAAAUUUCACUCACGUACUUGUCGAGCAAAAAAACUUAUUGGUAUUUUGGUGCAUUGACAUGA
Molecule: messenger RNA, 2561 nt
Organism: Tripterygium wilfordii
Lineage: Eukaryota; Viridiplantae; Streptophyta; Magnoliopsida; Celastrales; Celastraceae
Product: WRKY transcription factor 44-like
Exons: 6
Coding region: 787-2247 (486 amino acids)
Biological process (GO): regulation of DNA-templated transcription
Molecular function (GO): sequence-specific DNA binding; DNA-binding transcription factor activity
Source: RefSeq, a predicted model, not a curated record